Molecule: messenger RNA, 2976 nt
Organism: Aspergillus alliaceus
Lineage: Eukaryota; Fungi; Ascomycota; Eurotiomycetes; Eurotiales; Aspergillaceae
Product: MCM DNA helicase complex subunit MCM3
Exons: 8
Coding region: 202-2862 (886 amino acids)
Biological process (GO): double-strand break repair via break-induced replication; mitotic DNA replication initiation; DNA strand elongation involved in DNA replication
Cellular component (GO): MCM complex; nucleus
Molecular function (GO): single-stranded DNA helicase activity; ATP hydrolysis activity; ATP binding
Source: RefSeq, a predicted model, not a curated record
CGUGUAUCCACAGCUCAAAGAUCCUCCCGUUCGGGCUCAAGGGCGCAAAGACAUCUCUGUUCCACCCCUCAGUGUUAGCGUGGCCCUCUACAAGUUAGGAUCACCAUUCUUUCAUUCCUUGCUCUGCAACCUAACUAAAUCGAUUGAGUCCCUGCCGAAUUUACCUCCUUUAUAUAAUUGUUUGCGACACACAUAGCCACUAUGGACGGGGUGCAGCUCCGGGAUGAGGCCGCUCAAGAUCGAGUGCGAGCCGCUGUUGAGUUUCUUGAUCCCACCGAUGCUAGAGCAAGAAGCUACCGUGCUGAUAUUGUGUUGAUGCUAAAUCGGGGGCUUCGGCGGCUAAUAGUCAGCAUCGAUGAGAUUAGAGCACACAACCGUGAAUUGGCCGAUGGUCUUCUUACAUCCCCAUUCGACUAUUCCCAAGCCUUCGACACCGCUUUGAAAGAGGUUAUCAAAGUAUUACCGAGUCGGACUGCCACUGAAAAAGCGGACGAAGUGAACUACUAUUGCGCCUAUGUGGGAGCUUUUGGAGAGUUCUCUUGUAACCCACGUACCUUGGGAUCGUCGCACCUGAACCGAAUGAUAUCCCUUGAGGGCAUUGUGACAAAAUGCUCUUUGGUGCGACCAAAGAUCAUACAAAGUGUGCAUUAUAGUGAAAGAAAAGACCGGUUCCUCUCGAGGAAAUAUAGGGAUCAAACAAUGACGGCUAGCGGCGCAACGAGCUUAAACGUCUAUCCUCAGGAAGAUGAUGAAAAGAAUCCUCUCACUACCGAAUACGGCUAUUCGACAUAUAUGGAUCAUCAAACCAUCUCCAUUCAAGAAAUGCCUGAAAGAGCACCGGCCGGUCAACUUCCUCGAAGUGUCGACGUUAUCUUAGACGACGACCUUGUGGACCGGGCCAAGCCUGGCGACAGAAUCCAGUUGGUAGGAAUAUACCGGUCUCUGGGAAAUAGAAACGCAAACGCGGGCUCGUCGACAUUCCGCACACUUGUUUUGGCAAACAACAUCAUUCAGUUAUCGUCGAAGUCUGGCGGGGGAAUCGCGCAAGCCACCAUUACCGACACUGACAUUCGCAACAUCAACAAAGUUGCCAAGAAAAAGAAUAUUUUCGAGUUAAUGUCUCAUUCUCUCGCCCCGAGUAUUUACGGCCAUGAUUAUAUUAAGAAGGCGAUCUUGCUCAUGCUUCUCGGUGGCAUGGAGAAAAACCUCGAUAACGGAACACAUUUGCGUGGUGAUAUUAACAUCAUGAUGGUUGGUGAUCCUUCCACCGCUAAAUCCCAACUUCUCCGUUUCGUCCUGAACACUGCCCCGUUAGCAAUCGCAACAACUGGACGAGGUUCAUCCGGUGUUGGUCUCACGGCUGCUGUCACGUCUGAUAAAGAAACCGGAGAGCGCAGGCUGGAAGCUGGUGCAAUGGUUCUGGGAGAUCGCGGUGUGGUUUGUAUUGAUGAAUUUGAUAAGAUGAGUGAUGUUGACCGUGUGGCUAUUCACGAAGUUAUGGAACAGCAAACAGUUACCAUCGCUAAGGCCGGUAUUCACACGAGUUUGAACGCCCGUUGCAGCGUGUUGGCUGCCGCAAAUCCCAUAUAUGGACAAUAUGAUCCACAUAAAGACCCCCACAAAAACAUUGCCUUGCCGGAUUCUCUCUUGUCCCGUUUCGAUUUGCUCUUCGUGGUGACGGAUGACAUUGAGGAUGCCAAGGACAGGAUGGUGUCCGAACACGUCCUUCGCAUGCACCGGUAUCGACAGCCCGGCACCGAAGAGGGCGCUCCGGUUAGGGAACAGCUCAACCAGACCUUGGGUGUUGGACUCGAGGAUACUCGGGACUCGAAUCAACCGACCGAUGUGUAUGAGAAGUUCAAUGCCAUGCUUCAUGCCGGUAUGGUUAACACAGGCCGGAACAAGAAGAAGGACGUCGAGAUUCUUAGCAUUCCCUUCAUCAAGAAAUACGUUCAAUACGCUAAGUCUAGAAUCAAGCCAGUGUUGACCAAAGGAGCUGCCGACCACAUUGUUUCCACCUACUCAGCACUGAGAAACGAUGAAUUGUCUGGCAACCAGCGCAGAACAUCGCCUAUCACCGCUCGUACCCUGGAGACAUUGAUUCGUCUGUCAACUGCACACGCCAAGUCGCGUCUGUCCAACAGAGUUGAAGAAAAGGAUGCAAAGGUUGCAGAGUCUCUUCUGCGUUUCGCUAUGUUCAAGGAAGUUCUCGAAGACGAGCGCCGCAAGAGGAGAAAGGUUACUUCGUUCGAUGAGGAUAGCGAGAGCGAGUCAGAAGAGGGUUCUGAUGAAGAUGACACUCCUGCGCAAACCGCCAGUGCCACACCACGGUCAAGCCGGAGAAAUGGAACACUCCGCACGCGUGCGGCUGCCAACCGUUCCACCAUUGACGAAAUGGACGCCGAUGGAGAUGACGUCUCAGAAGAUGGUGACGGUCUAUACAGCGCCAGCCCUCGUGGCCAACGGUUGCGGUCGAGCCAGACUAACCGUACCCAAACGCAAAGCCAGUCUCAGAUGUCUGUGGCAUCAUCCCAACCGGCCUCACAACUCCUCGAGUCCCAGCCAGACACUUCCCAAUCCCAGGCGGCCUCCGCCAGCACAUCGGAACCGUUACAGCCCGCCCGCCUGACGGUCUUCCGCCAGGCUCUGGGCCCGCUAAUGGGUACACGGCUGUUCACCAGCGGUGACACGGCCGACGUAGAGGAGCUCAUCGGAGCUGUGAACACGGCAGUGCGCAGUAACCGAUCCCUCGGAGAAGGUCAAGUAUUCCAACGCGCAGAAGCAAUCCAGGCCCUGAGGGCCAUGAAUGAGAGAAACGAAUUGAUGUUCCUUGAGGAUGACGAGACUGUUUACAGAAUUUAAUGGUAUAGAGUGCCUAUUGAGGUUACAGAUGUAUGAUGAUUGCGAGCAGGAAAGCGAAUUUAUGUCAGACACGUCUUGUUAACUUGUAAUGUCACUUUCACUCCCAUCGGGUCG